This is a messenger RNA of Daldinia loculata, 671 nucleotides long. RefSeq names its product transcription initiation factor IIA gamma chain. Gene Ontology annotation, molecular function: RNA polymerase II general transcription initiation factor activity; TBP-class protein binding. The coding region runs from base 237 to 584 and encodes 115 amino acids. The record is from RefSeq and is a predicted model, not a curated record. Gene Ontology annotation, cellular component: transcription factor TFIIA complex. NCBI's taxonomy places the organism in Eukaryota, Fungi, Ascomycota, Sordariomycetes, Xylariales, Hypoxylaceae. Gene Ontology annotation, biological process: transcription initiation at RNA polymerase II promoter; RNA polymerase II preinitiation complex assembly. The transcript has 3 exons.
CAUAAUUGGUACCCCGGCCAAUCUCUCCCCGCUAACGCUAGGACAUAGGACAUAGGACAUCCUUGACUAAUCUCAAUUGCCAUUCCAUUUGUCGCAAACCUACUGCUUUCAACAACAACCGCCAUCCACGACCCAUCUCCCGAUUUGAUCGCUCAAGCUGUCGCGCCGGCCUACCGUCUCGAUAAUACUACGACAUCAUACUACAUACAUUCCAUCUACCGGCAAUUACCAUCAAGAUGGCUACUACAGGGCAGAACUUCUAUGAAUUGUACCGACGGAGCAGCGUCGGGGCCGCGUUGACAGAUACCCUCGACGAUCUCAUUACAGAGCACCGGAUAGAUCCCCAGCUCGCUAUGAAGAUCCUCGCGAACUUCGACCGCGCUAUCACGGAAGUGCUACAGGAGAAGGUCAAGGCUCGCCUGAGCUUCAAGGGGAGCCUGGAUACCUACCGAUUUUGCGACGAAGUCUGGACUUUCCAGCUCAAGAACGUUACGUUCAAGAUGGAGAAUGGUGGACAGGUGGUCUCAGCAGACAAAGUCAAAAUCGUGGCCUGCACUGCGAAGCCGACCGGUAAUACUGCAUAGACGGCAGUCCAUGCGUCUCUGAAUAGUUCUCUUAAUUUUCGUGACGGAAGGUGGUACUUGGUGCAUACCUCCACGCAUUGUUUUGGA